Messenger RNA from Paraglomus brasilianum, 516 nucleotides. Lineage: Eukaryota; Fungi; Glomeromycota; Glomeromycetes; Paraglomerales; Paraglomeraceae. The record is from the annotation of a GenBank genome assembly.
AUGGGGAAUGUAAGCAGUGAUACAAUCUUUAAUUGUUGGGUUAAAACUGGAAUAUUACCCUCUACCAGUGACAAUGAUAUAACCAAUGUGAUGCAAAUUCAGCAAGAUAUUUUAGAUAAUGAAGUGGCAGAUACUAAUCAACUUAUUGAAGACUUAAGUGUUGCAUCUGACAACCAUCUUGCUGUUUCCUUGGCAGAUGCUUCAAAUGAUUUUUGUGAUUUAGAAGAAGAAAUACUAACUGAAGAUGUUUUAAAUGAAAAUGAUAUCAUUAAAUUGAUUCAAGAGGAAAUGAAUGAAGAAAACAAUAAUUCAGAUGAUUCUGAAGAUGAACUGGUAUUAGUUUCUUUAGAUAAUGCAACAAAAUCUUUACAAACUUGGGUGACUUUCUUUGAGCAGCAAGAAAUGGAUGAAUUUAAGAAAGAAGAUGUACGCGUUUUUAAAAAGUAUCUUAAAACACUUCAUGAACUUAAAAUGCAAACUAAAAAGCAAGUUCAAAUAACCAAUUUUUUUAGUUGA